This is a messenger RNA of Sclerotinia trifoliorum, 1240 nucleotides long. NCBI's taxonomy places the organism in Eukaryota, Fungi, Ascomycota, Leotiomycetes, Helotiales, Sclerotiniaceae. The record is from the annotation of a GenBank genome assembly.
CAGCCAAAGCGUGAAUUUGACUUCUCUUCCUCACGAUUUCUAGUUCCUUUUAACCCUUCAAUCCCGACAAACUCAUAACUUUUCCACAUAUCUCAAAAGUAGAUCUACUACUUCAGAACAAAUCCAGUCCUGUAAGUUUACUCACUAUAUUAUAAUCCUCUUUAUUUCACAAACUAACCCGUCACCAUCAGCCUCGAAUUCACAAGUACCCCACGACAUUCACCAACCCAUUUUCCAAAUAGCCUCAAUCUCAAAAUGUCCGACAACGAAGGAAGCCCAGCUGGCGAGAAGCCCGAAGCCCCCGUCUCCGAGCACUUGAACAUCAAGGUCACCGAUAACAAUAAUGAAGUCUUCUUCAAAAUUAAGCGCUCAACCCAGCUGAAGAAGUUGAUGGAUGCUUUCUGUGAAAGACAAGGCAAGGCACCAAACUCUGUUCGAUUCCUUUUUGAUGGUAGUCGUGUUCAAGCUACAGAUAGUCCGGAUAAGGUAUGUUGUCAUUUUUAUACUUUAUGCAGUGUUGGACUUUUUUUAUCUGAUGAAAGAUAUUCUUGCGCCAUUGUGUCGCAUCACUUUCUACUAACACAUUUCACUGUAGUUGGAUAUGCAAGAUGGCGACACUCUCGAGGUUCAUCAAGAACAAAUCGGUGGCCAAUAAGCCAUCCCUUUCUCCUACAUUCAAUUCACACGACGAAACGAUACCUUAACAAUUCGACAUGCGCACAAUGGGGACGGGCGAAAUGGUACCAGGGCUUGGGAUAGCUUGGGAGAUGACAGAGAGCUCAGAGUAGGGGGAAGAAUGUGUAUUGCUGUGUUAGCAGUUAAAUAUGGAGUUAAUAUUUAACUGCUAACAAAGCGAAAACAAUCUUUUGAUCAGGGCUAUUUUUUUCUUGUGUUUGGGGGACGACUCGUCAAUUUUACAUCUCCAUAUUGGCGCGUUCUAGGCGGGCGUCAAAUAGUGUUUCUUCAUACUUCGAGCAUAUCUUCUGGCUGCAGUCAAGGAGGGUGGGAAUCUAGAUGCUUGUUUUCCUUAGGCCGAAAAAAUUGAAGAUGUUCUCUAAUUAUGUUGGGUUUCUGGUGUGUACUCUGGAUGUGUGAUAUUUACACAAUGUAUUUCAAACAUAGGCUCUUUUGUUGUCUGCCACAAUGGUCCUUCAAAUACACCCUUUCACACAACGAGGUCCUAACAUAACUUCUCCAAAUCCUACCUAGGCACUGAAUGACCUAACACCCUGAACAUUUA